AUAGUGAAAAAUAUAAUUCCCUACUUUAAACCCUUAGAGCAACUACAGAAAACUUCGCGCUUUCCUCUUCUGCCCGUUGUUUUCUUUUCUUCUUGGUUUUACCGUCGCCUCAAAAAAAAAAUAAAUCCCUCUUAACCAUCUACAGAAAAGUCCCACCACCCUAACAAUCUGAAUCUAAAGUAGAUAAGCAUCAUUCCUUCAAUUAGGAAAAAAAAAUAUACCUACGUGAUGCACAUUAAGCUGUCUAUAUUAAAAAAUCGGCAGGUAACAAUUAUUCUCCAUUUAUAAAAGGAAAGGUGGCCUUCACGUAAACACCAAAUAUGAAGGAUUUGGCAAAAGCUUAGUAGCCCCCACGUCAACCAAAAUGUUCAAAAGCUACCAUAUAUAAAUACGUACCCUCUCACAGUCCAUCUUCAUCGCAAAGCUUGUCGUCUCUAAUCUCCAGUCUCUAAUCAACCCACCAAGCAAAAUGGCAAGCAACCAUUUCUUCCCCAUCAUUUCUUCAAUUCUGCUGCUACUCCCAUUGGCUUUCCCUUCAUUAGCUGCCUACGAAACCACCCCAAUUAAGACACCAGAGACGCACAUUGAUGUGGUUGUCGAAGGCAUGGUAUACUGCCAGAGCUGUGACCAUUAUGGUUCAUGGUCAAUGGUAGGGGCUGAGCCAGUCCCUUCAGCCAAAGUAAGCAUAAUCUGCAAGAACCACAAAAAUAAAGUCAGCUUCUACAAGGCUUAUGAAACUGAUGGCACUGGUUACUUCUAUGCACAUCUUGAUGGCUUCAAGAUGACCCAUUAUUUAGAUCAUCCUUUACAAUCCUGCCAUGUGAAGCUCGUCUCAUCUCCUCUUGAGAAUUGCAAUCUACUCUCUAAUGUUAACUAUGGACUGUAUGGUGCUCCACUCCGCUAUGGGACGAGAUCAUUUGGACGGAACUAUGAGGCCAUUGUCUACUCUGCUGGCCCCUUGGCUUUCCAUCCCGCUCAUUGCCCCCCAACCACUCACUACUGAAGUCUUGCUGCUGAUCUUUCAAGUCUAAUAAGCUGCCCGGUUUGAUGUUAACUAUUGGUUUUUCUUCUGCUUGGUUCACGUUUGUUAUGCAUUUGUCCAUCCGUACGUGACAUUAUUUUGUUCUCUAAAUUGAAUAAACUUAACUAAGUUGCGGGCA
Molecule: messenger RNA, 1160 nt
Organism: Tripterygium wilfordii
Lineage: Eukaryota; Viridiplantae; Streptophyta; Magnoliopsida; Celastrales; Celastraceae
Product: non-classical arabinogalactan protein 30
Exons: 1
Coding region: 470-1003 (177 amino acids)
Source: RefSeq, a predicted model, not a curated record